CGUGUGCCGUGAACGCGCCUGUCCAUGCGGUUUGAUUGAAGAAGAAAAAAAAAGCAGAGGACAGGAAAAGACACAGCUGAUGGUGAGAAUAAAAAGAUAUGAAGCGAACAGUGAAGCGCAGAACAGAGACCGGGUCUAUCCUCUCAUCUGAAGCCGGCGCCGGUGCUCCGGGCUCCGGUUCUCCGCUCGGCUCCUGUGCUCUUUGUGAGCUGGUUCACACACAGACCCGGGUUGAAUGAAGAUUAUCCACCGGAGAGAGACUCGUUAGUUUGGACACGUUUUUAUUUCACAUUGGAGCUUUAUUUUUCUAUAUUUUUCUUUUCUGUGGAGGCUCGUGAGGUUUUUUUCCUGCUGGAUUUUAUAAUCUUUUGUCUGGAGAAACUGGGAUCGAUGCUGCGGUGAAGUCACUGACACUGACCGCAUAUCCGCUCUUUAAUUACCACUCAUAUCAGGCUCUAAAUGCUUUAAUCGUAUUCGUAGGACACGAUGAUGGUGGGAUCUUUUACCCCCACAUAACGACACGGUGCAUUUAUAAACCAUUUUAAUAUAUAUUUUUUUAUAUAUUAUUAUUAUAAUUCCCUCUGUGUCUCGCCCAGUUUCUUUUGUGUGGAUUUGGGUUAUUUCAGUCAGUCCCGGUCGGUCUGUCCUGGCACCAUGCCAGAGUGUGUGUCGGUGUCAGAGUUCGUGCAUGAGGUCCAGGAGGACUGGAGCUCCCCCACCACCUCAUCCUUCACCUCCAAGAUGAUGAGCUGCAGGAACACCGUCUCCCUGCUGGAGGAGGCUCUGGACAGUGAUCGGCUGGUGUUGCAGAAGAUGAAGAAAGCUGCUAAAGCCAAAUACACAUCAGGACAAGACCACGUGUCUCACCUGGAGCAGUACAUCAGUUCGAUGGAGAAGCUGUCGGUAAACUGUCACUCAAAUGGAGAGACAGAGGUCGGCUCGGCCUUCUAUCGUUUUGCUGAUUUCUCUAAAGAACUCGUCUCUCCCAUGAAGAACCUGCUGAAGAGCAUGCUCUACAACAUCAACUUCUUCUUGGACUCUCUGGUUAAAGGAGACCUGAGGGAGGUGAAGGGGGAUCUGAAGAAGCCUUUUGAUCGCGCGUGGAGGGACUAUGAGAGCAGAUUUAAGCAGGUGGAAAAGGAGAAGAGGGAGUUGGCCCGUCAGUAUGGGAUGGUUAGGACCGAGGUGAGCGGAGGGGAGAUCGCAGAGGAGCUGGAGAAGGAGAGACGCUCCUUCCAGUUGAGCAUGUGUGAGUAUCUGAUUAAGGUGAAUGAGAUAAAGACAAAGAGAGGAGUUGACUUGCUGCAGAACCUCAUCAAACACUACCACAGCCACAACAAUUUCCUGCAGGAGUGUGUUUCCACCACUCAGAGGCUGAAGCAGUACAUGGAGGAGCUGCAAGGUGUCCUGUCCACGGUAAAGCAGCGACAUGAGGAGGAGAAGAGACAGCUGUGUGUUCUCAGAGAUCAGCUGAGGCCGGUCGUCCACACUGAACAGGACUCUCUACCUAAGCCAGUGUACAGUAUGCACCAGCUGCUGGGCGACAAACAGUAUGGAACAGAGAGAACAGGACUCCUUUAUAAGAAGAGUGAUGGGUUGAGGAAAAUGUGGCAGAAAAGGAAGUGCACAGUCCACAACUGUUACCUGACCAUUGCACAUGCUACUCCUAACAAACCUCCCACCAGACUAAACCUGCUCACCUGCCAAGUCAAACCCAGUGUGGAGGACAAGAAAUGCUUUGAUCUUAUCUCUCAUAAUCGGACCUACCACUUCUUGGCUGAAGAUGAUGCUGAAUGUGUGGCCUGGAUCUCAGUGCUCAGUAACAGUAAGCAGGAGGCUCUGAGCAUGGCUCUGGAUGGAAGCAGGAGAGGGGGGCGAGUGGGGGAGAGCAGUGUGGAGGAUCUGACCCGGGCCAUCACUGAUGACGUCAGGAGGAUGCCAGGAAACAAUGUCUGCUGUGACUGUGGAGCUCCAGAUCCUGGAUGGCUCUCGACCAACCUGGGUAUCCUGACCUGCAUCGAGUGUUCAGGUAUCCACCGAGAGAUGGGGGUCCAUGUCUCCAGGAUCAAGUCUUUAAGUCUGGACAGUCUGGGGACCUCAGACCUGUUGUUGGCCAGGAAUGUUGGUAACUGUGGUUUUAACGAAAUACUGGAGGCAAAUCUUCUGAGUCCGUCUCUGAAGCCGUCCCAAGACAGUCACAUGGCAGAGCGGAAGGACUACAUCCUGUUGAAAUAUCAGAACGUUCAUUUUGCGAGGCGGAGCCACAGCUCCGCUGCAGCGCUACGUGCCGGCCUGCAGGAGGCGACCAAGAACUGCAACAUCUACAGUCUGAUCCAGCUGUAUGCUCAGAGGACAGACCUGACCCAGCCACUGCACUCACACAUACAGGAGAAGGGGGAGAGUGCGCUCCACCUUGCCGUCCUUUUGGCCGACAGAACUUCACUGCACAUCCUGGAAUUUCUGGCUCUAAACUGUGCCAAUGUUGACGUUCAGACAUCAUCAGGGAACACAGCGCUGCACUACAGCUGUCUGCACAACAAGGUCGACUGUGUGAAGCUGCUGCUGAGAGCCAGAGCCAACACACACAUCAAGAAUGAGUUAGGAGAGACCGCUCUCGACGUAAGCCGCAAGUUAAAGCACAACCACUGUGAGGUGCUGCUGCAGCAGGCCCAAUCCGACCAGUUUGACCACCACGUUCAUGUGGAGUACGAGUGGCGGCUCCGUCACGACGAUCUCUACGAUAGUGAUGAAGAGUAUGAUGACAAGAAUGGCCCAGUGAAGAAGGAGCGCACCUUGUCCUCCUCUUCAUCUUCCUGCACCUCCUUCUCCUUCGCCUCCCGUCCCUUCAGCUUCAGUCAGUCCAUGUCCAUCACUCCGCCCUCCUCUGGGGCAACAGGAGGAGCAGGUCUGCUCAGCGUGGGCAGGAGGCUCGCCAUGGCCAUGGACCUCCACAGUCGCACCUCUGGCUCUGUUCCAAGUCCACCUCCACCUCCUCCGUCUUCCCCUGCACCCCCGCUGCCACCCAGGGUCAAAGCUCCCAAUGUUCCUCCUCCUCCCCCUCCUGCUGGGGGGGAGGGGCUGGGUGGGGAGGAGGAGGAAGUAGGGGAGGUCUUCUUCCCCCUGACAGGAAACAGAAAGUCAACCCCUGCUCCUCCAAAUGUCAUCCAACACAAGAGGAGCUGCUCCGAGUCCAGCUCACAUGAUUACGGGUUGCCAACCAGCCCCAGGAUCUACAGUGGUCCAGACUCCUCCUUUAAGAAGUGUAUUCCAGGGUCUCCUCUCGGCUCACUGGCUGAACGGCCUCACAGAGGCUUUCGGAGGGCGGACAGUGACGGCAGCUCCUCCCACUUCCUGCAUCCUGCAAGCAAAGCUGCGCCCAAUGGAUCUCCCACCAAUCAUCGCUCACAGAGCUUUGAGAGUGACAACCGAGGCCCCACCCCCCAGCCGCUACCUCGCAGAUCAGUGCCUCGAGGCUCAACAAGUUGGCGCGUUCAGGCGUUGUACGACUGCCAAGCCGACCACCACGAUGAGCUGAGCUUCAGCGAGGGACAGGUGCUGGUGGUGCUGGGACAGGAGGACAGUGAUUGGUGGCAUGGUUACAUCGAGGAUGAACCAGACCAGAGAGGUUUGUUCCCGUCUUCCUUCGUCCAGUUGCUCUCAGCCUGACAUAAAACUGGACCAGUGCAGGACAAAACCAGGCCCAGGACCAGCACUGAUAAAAACCACAGCAAUGUCAGGAAAACUGAACCAAACCAGAACCACACUGGAUCCUCGGUUAGCAGCAGAAGCCAAACCCAACAUCUUCAAUGGAACAGGUCAGCAAUCUGGUCCAGAGAAGCUCCAGCAUCUUGUGAGUCACAUGACCGCAGUCCAGCCACCGCUGUCAGCCGAGUUGUAGCGACUUAGUCUUUCACUAACACUGGAAAAGUUAGGACACGUGCUCCAGUUAAAAUACUUGACCAGACUGUGUGUGGCUUUGGUCAUGAGGUAACAUUACCAUGGAGAUGGCCUUGCACUGUCUGACCGGGCAUGAUUAAAGGUGAAGUUGACUUUAUUUAUUUAAACUGAAAGCUAAUAUUUAAUGAAGCACAGAGAUAAGAGCAGGAUAAAACAAUCCACAACACUCAUCUGAACAUUUUCACUGUUAAUUUAACUAUUUAAAAGCUAAAAAACAAGAACAAGAACAAGAGUUCACACAGCUUCACAUGACUGCGUUUCUCAGUAUGGCGGUGUUUUUGUUUUUCGCGUUGCCCUUCGACAUUCCUGCGCUGCACACACAGUAUUUUACGUCAUGACUGAUGGAGGCCGUAGCAACCUACUAGAAAAGUGAGAGACGGCUGCAAACAGUUGGACUCUGGCUGAAAACACCAAGAAGCACAAACAUAAAGUCUGAUCGCCGGAUAUUUAAAAUGUGUGCGCCACAGACAUGUCGUGAGGAAAAUCAAACACUACACAAAACUGCCCGACGAUGUGCCUGCAUUUUCCGAUCACAGCUGCUGCUGUUCCUGCACCACACAGCUCCAAGUUUCCUGGAUGCAGUUUGGAUGAGUAACACUACAUUAAAAGGCAUACACACACACACAUACAUAUAUAUAUAUAUACACAUAUACAUAUAUAUAUAUAUAUAUGUACACCAUCCAACAAACUGAAUCUGAUGUCCUGUACAGCAGAAGACCAAGAGCUCCCCUUCGCUCCUCCUCCUCCUCCUCACUCUCACACGUACAGUACAUAGAGAGAGAGGUAAUUACCUGGAAUCCUCAGGACUCAGUAGCAAGUUGAUGCCAUCAUUUCUGGCUUCUACUCUUUGAGUGGCAGGACCUGAUGAGUCCUUUAAUGGACCAGAUCUGAUGAGUGACACCAACAAUCAAAGGAGUUAAAAAAAUGGCAAAAACAAACAGGUCGCCUCUAAAUUCAGGUCUUUGUUAAUGUGUGAUCAUGGAUUUGACCUGAACACUGAGUGUGAGACACAUCUGUUCCUUCCAGCUGCCUUUACUGUCCUGAGAUAACACAACACCUCAGUAAGUACCAUCAUGCAUUACUGCCAUUACUAGACAAAUGCAAGUGAAGUUUCUUGUUAAAAGACAGGACAGUCCCACCAGGACCUGUACAGACCACACUCCUUCCUUCCACUGCCUUCUGUACGUCCGUGCAAUCUCUCAUUCAGCCUUUCUUUCAUAUGCUUUUUAGGCACAGAAAAACGACAGCUGCCAUGUUUUAAAAGAAGAAAACUGAAGCACAUUUAAUGUCAUCCUCACUUCUUUCUUGACCACAUCCAUUAAAACAUCCUCACCAUGCUGCAUUUUAAAAAAACAACGCAUCCCAUUGACUCGCUCUUAACUGUCAUUUUCUGCUAUGACAUGAACAUCUAGGGCUGAUGGGAAAUGCUUUUUGUCAAAUGCAGCUUAAAAAAACCAACUAAAAUCAUUGAUAUUAGAUAGUUUAUAUAAACCCUUGGAACCGUCUGGAUUCUCACGUGGUUUCAUUUAAUUUUUAUUGGUACAAACUAAAUAAUCAUGACUCAAGAAACUUAAAACACGUUAGCGAUUCUUUAUCAUAAAAACACGGAGUAGCAAUAAAAACCCAUUUUGCGUUACUAUGGUUAAGUUUGGUGAAAAUAUAAAACAUGGGAAAAUUACAUUGAAUUAAAUAA
Molecule: messenger RNA, 5650 nt
Organism: Solea senegalensis (Senegalese sole)
Lineage: Eukaryota; Metazoa; Chordata; Actinopteri; Pleuronectiformes; Soleidae
Product: un-named sa1614
Exons: 28
Coding region: 655-3666 (1003 amino acids)
Biological process (GO): positive regulation of GTPase activity
Cellular component (GO): cytoplasm
Molecular function (GO): GTPase activator activity; protein binding
Source: RefSeq, a predicted model, not a curated record